GUAUCUCCCUGAUCCUGUGGAACGGCCUGUACACGGCGGAGAAGGCUGUGAUGCAGUGGACCCUCCUCACUGAGGCCUCCUACUGCGGAGUGCAGUUCCUGGUUACCUCUGUGUCCCUGCUGGAAGUCGGCUUCAUGUCUGACGGCGCCCUCUGUCUGCUGCUAGGGGAAGUGCUCCUGCUGCUGGUCACCCUGCUGUACCACCACCAGCUGGGACGCAGGGUCAAGAAGAUCUGACCGGCAGGGGGCGCCAAACCCCACCUGUACCGCGGAAUCCACAGAAAGCACACGUUCUACAGCCGGACUCUCACACACACACGCCACCUCCCACCUCCCACCUACCGCCAGCCACAGGACCUGACAUAAGUCGGCUCUACAGACAGACACAGUGUGUGUGUGUGUGUGUGUGUGUGUGUGUGUGUGUGUGCGCGCGAGUUUAUGAUGUUUAUAUGUUGCUCUUCAGUCAAACUGUGUGAGUGUGAGUUUGUGAUGGUUUUAUGUUCUGUAUGUUCUGUAUAAUAGGCUUAGUGGAGAACUGUGAAGGUUGACGGUGUGAGUCUGCUUGAGUUAUUAUGAGCUGCUGGAUAUCAUCCAGAUAGUUUUUGAUAUUUUUGAGAUAUGAGGUGUGCAUACAAAUCAUCUAAGAUAUUUGAAUAAUGGGCAGUGUUGUCCGCGUGGCCAUCACUGUACUACAUCAUCAAGAGCAGCAUGUGGAUAGUGUCUGGCCUUUCCAGUACGGUGUGCUUAGCAAUGAGUCUGUAGCAACACAGUGCAAAGACAGUCCUGCUUAAAGACCCCAUCACAUUGCCCACGACAUACACUGACUGCUCACCGCUAGGUUGCUCUUAAUUGAGGUAAUGUUCUAAAGAUUUUUGUUGUAGUUACCACUGGGCUCCGCGCAAAAGACCAUUGAUUUACAGCGCAAGUUCAACAUAUUUUAACUUUGACUGCGGUACGCGUAAGAGUGGCAAAGCGGCAGACCAGUUCUUGCGCACUCAAGCCAUUGAAAGUAAUGGGUUUCAUAGCGCAUGCUACGUGUAAUGUGGUGGGGCCUUAAGGCUGUGAAUUUGGAGGUUUCCCUUUUAUGUCCUGUUUAUUUCUCUGCGUUUUGUUGGCUACACUCUCAAAUACAUAAACAGAACAAAGACAAUGGAGAAUGUCUUGUAUCCACUGUUUAUCGUGACUGCAAGAUUCUAACUUAAUUAACAGUGACGCUGGAGCAGAACUCCUACCGUGAUAGCGUGACAGCUACGCUACACCAUGCUACGCUAGUGCUAGCAGCCUAUACAUCUUCCACAAUGUUGUGUGUUGUAGAAACACGGAAUGAGAAUAUUAAAGUUUGAAUAGCAUAUCUCAAACCGAUUAUUCGACUCUUCAUCAAUUAUUUGACUUUCUGUGCACACCUCUAAUUGAGAAAGAGUUAGUCUCAAUCUAAACCUGAUACUGUCCUUAUUGAGACCCAGAUCUAGUCCCAAUCUAAACCUGAUCCUGUCCUUAUUGAGACCCAGAUCUAGUCCCAAUCUACAGUAAACCUGAUCCUGUCCUUAUUGAGACCCAGAUCUAGUCCCGAUCUAAACCUGAUCCUGUCCUGAUGAAGUCCCAGAUCUAGUCCCAAUCUAAACCUGAUCCUGUCCUGAUGAAGUCCCAGAUCUAGUCCCAAUCUAAACCUGAUCCUGUCCUGAUGAAGUCCCAGAUCUAGUCCCAGUCCAGAGUCUGCUGUGUGUGCUGGCUCCAGUGCAUCACUUCUCAUGUCUCAGUACUCUGGUGCUGAACUCAGUGGUUAACCAGGA
Messenger RNA from Sardina pilchardus (European sardine), 1789 nucleotides. RefSeq names its product tumor protein p53-inducible protein 11-like. Lineage: Eukaryota; Metazoa; Chordata; Actinopteri; Clupeiformes; Clupeidae. The record is from RefSeq and is a predicted model, not a curated record.